Messenger RNA from Tupaia belangeri chinensis (Chinese tree shrew), 4703 nucleotides. RefSeq names its product SMAD specific E3 ubiquitin protein ligase 2 (gene SMURF2). Gene Ontology annotation, molecular function: SMAD binding; ubiquitin protein ligase activity. Gene Ontology annotation, biological process: proteasome-mediated ubiquitin-dependent protein catabolic process; protein ubiquitination; negative regulation of BMP signaling pathway. The record is from RefSeq and is a predicted model, not a curated record. Lineage: Eukaryota; Metazoa; Chordata; Mammalia; Scandentia; Tupaiidae. Gene Ontology annotation, cellular component: cytoplasm.
UACUCUGUGCAAAAAACUUGGUGAAAAAGGAUUUUUUCCGACUUCCUGAUCCGUUUGCUAAGGUGGUUGUUGAUGGAUCUGGGCAGUGCCAUUCCACCGAUACUGUGAAGAACACACUCGAUCCAAAGUGGAAUCAGCAUUAUGACCUGUAUAUUGGGAAGUCUGAUUCUGUUACAAUCAGUGUAUGGAAUCACAAGAAGAUCCACAAAAAACAAGGUGCUGGAUUUCUUGGUUGUGUUCGUCUUCUUUCCAAUGCCAUCAACCGCCUCAAAGACACUGGUUAUCAGAGGUUGGAUCUAUGCAAACUUGGGCCAAAUGACAAUGAUACAGUUAGAGGACAGAUAGUAGUAAGCCUUCAGUCCAGAGACCGAAUAGGUACAGGAGGACAAGUUGUGGACUGCAGUCGUUUGUUUGAUAAUGAUUUACCAGAUGGCUGGGAAGAAAGGAGGACUGCCUCUGGAAGGAUCCAGUAUCUAAACCACAUAACAAGAACUACACAGUGGGAACGCCCAACUCGGCCGGCAUCUGAAUAUUCUAGUCCUGGGAGACCUCUUAGCUGCCUUGUCGAUGAGAACACUCCAAUUAGUGGGACAAAUGGCGCAACAUGUGGACAGUCUUCAGAUCCCAGGCUGGCAGAGCGGAGAGUCAGGUCACAACGGCAUAGAAAUUACAUGAGCAGGACACAUUUACAUACUCCUCCAGACCUACCAGAAGGCUAUGAACAGAGGACAACGCAGCAAGGUCAGGUGUAUUUUUUGCAUACUCAGACUGGCGUGAGCACAUGGCAUGAUCCAAGAGUGCCCAGAGAUCUUAGCAACAUCAAUUGUGAAGAGCUUGGUCCAUUGCCUCCUGGAUGGGAGAUUCGUAAUACAGCAACAGGCAGAGUUUAUUUCGUUGACCAUAACAACAGAACAACACAGUUUACAGAUCCUCGACUCUCUGCUAACUUGCAUUUAGUUUUAAAUCGGCAGAACCAAUCGAAAGACCGACAGCAGCAGCAAGUAGUGUCGUUAUGCCCUGAGGACGCGGAGUGUCUGACAGUCCCGAGGUACAAGCGGGACCUGGUUCAGAAACUGAAAAUUUUGCGGCAAGAACUCUCCCAACAACAGCCUCAGGCAGGCCACUGCCGCAUCGAGGUAUCCAGGGAAGAAAUUUUUGAGGAAUCAUACCGACAGGUCAUGAAAAUGAGACCAAAAGAUCUUUGGAAGCGAUUAAUGAUAAAAUUUCGUGGAGAAGAAGGCCUUGACUAUGGAGGAGUUGCCAGGGAAUGGUUAUAUCUCUUGUCACAUGAAAUGUUGAAUCCAUACUAUGGCCUCUUCCAGUAUUCAAGAGAUGAUAUCUACACAUUGCAGAUCAAUCCUGAUUCUGCAGUUAAUCCGGAACAUUUAUCAUAUUUCCACUUUGUUGGACGGAUAAUGGGAAUGGCUGUGUUUCACGGACAUUAUAUUGAUGGUGGUUUUACGUUGCCUUUUUACAAGCAGUUGCUCGGGAAGUCAAUUACUUUGGAUGACAUGGAGUUGGUUGAUCCAGACCUUCAUAACAGUUUAGUGUGGAUACUUGAAAAUGAUAUUACAGGUGUUUUGGACCAUACCUUCUGUGUUGAACAUAAUGCAUAUGGUGAAAUUAUUCAGCAUGAACUUAAACCAAAUGGCAAAAGUAUUCCUGUUACUGAAGAAAAUAAAAAAGAAUAUGUCAGGCUCUAUGUGAACUGGAGGUUUUUACGAGGCAUUGAGGCGCAGUUCCUGGCACUACAGAAAGGAUUUAACGAAGUAAUUCCACAGCAUCUGCUGAAGACAUUCGACGAGAAGGAGUUAGAGCUCAUUAUUUGUGGACUUGGAAAGAUAGAUGUUAAUGACUGGAAGGUAAACACCCGGCUAAAACACUGUACACCAGACAGCAACGUUGUCAAGUGGUUCUGGAAAGCUGUGGAGUUUUUCGACGAAGAGCGACGAGCGCGAUUACUUCAGUUUGUGACCGGGUCCUCCAGAGUGCCUCUGCAGGGCUUCAAGGCGUUACAAGGUGCCGCAGGCCCCCGCCUCUUUACCAUACACCAGAUUGAUGCCUGCACUAACAACCUGCCCAAAGCCCACACUUGCUUCAAUCGAAUAGACAUUCCGCCCUAUGAAAGCUAUGAAAAGCUAUAUGAAAAGCUGCUAACAGCCAUUGAAGAAACAUGUGGAUUUGCUGUGGAAUGAAAAACUUCAAGGAUUUAUCCAGGACUCUGUUUAUACCCCUGGCCGACAGCCUUUCAGCAGAGUUUCAAAGAAUGCUGAAAUACAGGAAAACACCCCCUCCCCCCUUUUCAAAUUUUAGGACACUGUGAGGGGAAAGGACGAUCUGAAAUUCCUUCUCAAGGAAAAAAAAAAAGGUCUUUAUGCUUUGCCAUGAGGCCACAUUCAGCUGCUAUUUAAAAUUAAUAUCUUGAACCUAAAGAAUGCUGACUUUUCCUACAUUUCCAGAGUUAGGCAGUAUUCUACUACAAAGACUACUACUAUUUUUAUAAAAGUUAAUGUAUUCAAAUACUUCACAGAUUUCAAGGUCUCUCAAACAUCAAGACAACUUCAGCAGUCGGUACAAGUCACAUUUCAUUUUGAUUGAACACAUGAUUUCAAACAGCUCCUGUACUUGCUCUUUGUAAAAAAUAAAAUAAAAUUAUUUUGAAUUAUUCUGCCUUUGUAAACAAUUGGCUAAAAGAAUCAUUGUCUUUAAGAAAUUAAGCCAUUUACGUGUUUAAUUAUGUUUUUUAUAACAGAGCAGUAUAUUUUGCAUUACGUGUUUCAGCCUAACCUAUGUAGGUCUUUUUUAUAUUUUUCAAGCACAAAUUUCCUGGGAUACAGCUAUUUAAUUCUGGUUGUCAAAUUCCUGAUGCUGCAACCAUUUAAUCUAAACUUAGUAGUUCAUUUGCUGUGAUAAGAUGUGUUCAGGGGCUCCCUCUUUUAAAAGACUUUUUUAAAAACACCUUUUUUUUAAUAUUGAAUCAAUAUGAUCAGGUAUUUUGGAUUUACUUUUCAUCUUAAAUCAAAAUACUGCGUUUUUAUAGCUUCUCAGAGCAUGCGGAUAAGGUGGGAUUUUCAUAUUUUUGCUGGAUCAGCUUACCUUUAAUAUAUAUAUAUAUAUACUGUUCCUGUAAACCAAAGUCUCUGACAAGUGCACCUAAUUUAUAUUUUAAUUUAAUUACAGUGUAAGAUUUUAUCAAAUAAAUCAUUCAGAAGCAUUGUUUAGCUGCUCAUAAUUUUAAUCAGUUAAAUUAUGAAAAAUUUAAAUGGUUACUCUAAUGAUUUUUUAGCAAGCUUAGAAAACCCUGCUUUUAACCAAACAGAAUAAGGUGGUGGGGGUAAUGUUGGGGUAAGUAGGGGUGUGAUUACUGAGCAACAGUGGUCCCAACUCUGCUGUAAAUUCAAAACCGAAGAGCUAAUUUUGGAAGUAAGGGAACUCCAGUUACCCGGGUGUGGGAGAGCUGUACCUGAUUCUGAAACGUUCAGACUUCACUCUCUGGGUACGUGGCAUGUGGCAGGAUCCUGAAGGCACUCAAGAUUGGGUUGAGGGAUUGGAGGAUGCCAAAACCACAGUGGAUUUCAAAAUUCGACUGUCAAAAAUAUGCACUAUUUUUUAAAAUGUUGAUGUGAAAUAAUCAAGAAUCGCUCAUUUUGAUAACUUUAAAUUUUACAACUUAAUUACCAAGCAAAUAGGUCCAUUGUGGAGGAGGUUUCUUUCAGUCCUUGUUCCUGGAGUCAGAAUGUGGAGGUGCCUCAGGAGUAAAGAUUCGGAAGUGGAGGGACAGAGAGGGAGCGGAGGGACAGAGAGGGAGCGGAGCGGAAGGCCCUUGUUGGUAUUUGAGCAGGGGCCUCCUACUCCCUGUUCUUACUGCCUUUCUCCCCGAGCAGCUUCAUUUUUCUGUUUUAUGUAUGGAGAUUCCAAGUCAGAUUUAUGGGAUGGCAGUAUGGAGGGAGGGGAAUGAAUGGGAUAAAAAAGGUGGGUAUUUUGCUGCUUUUAAGAAAAAGUCGAAAAUGACUUGUGUAGUUUCUGAGUAUUUUAAUUUAUUUCAUCUGGCCAAAUUUGCCUGCUACGAGCAAAUAGGCGGUCACAGCCGUGCGUGGUGAGGCGCGGCGCACGUGCCGCCCUUUCCUUCUGUAGUUUUCCUGCUGCGUUCUGGUUAGUACUGAAAAGCAUCUUCAGUGCCCAGAGAUGGUCUCCAUGCUCUUGGUGGAGUGAGUCUCGGUUUUCACGAUAGCGCCCUCUUGAUUGCAGUCCAGUGCUUUUGUAUGGAAGCACUAGUGCCAUUUGUAUUGGGCCUCUUAAAAUCCGUCAGUAAGGAAGAACAUGAAGGACACUUUACAGAAAUCAGAACUGACAGGGAUCUGCAGGAGUAAUGCAAUGCUAUUACCAGUUGUUGUCAUGUCCAAUAUAAAGCAGGCAGAUACCAGCGCUUUCUGAGUGCCUUUGUAAAUGUAUAAUGACUUAAUAGAACUUUAAAAGAAAUUAUGUUCCAUAACAGUCUGUGGUAUCACCAACAUGAUAUAUGAAAACCUGACUUAGAUUUCAGUUUCAAAAUUACAUUACCUGAUUACUUCCAAAUAGGUGCUAGGAGACAACCACCCCCAGGCCGAUGCGUCAUUGAACCGUGGACUCGCACCUCGUGUUUAAUGUGAAUAUUUAUUCCCUCGCAUCCCUCUUAACUCUUUUUUGUCCUUCCUCUAGUUGUG